AUGGAGGCUGGCAAGAACCCAUACAAUGGACGGGUGUUGAGUCCCCGCUACUACACGUUGUUGCGUGGGCGCGAGAAGUUGCCGGUGUUUGCUGCAAAGGAUAAAAUUCAGCGACUUGUGGCGCGUUACCAGACACUUCUUCUGGUGGGAGAAACAGGGAGCGGUAAGACGACGCAGGUGCCACAGUUUGUUCUGGAGAUGAACCCUGAACAUGCAAUUGCGUGCACGCAGCCGCGUCGUGUGGCGGCCACCAGCGUCAGUGAGCGUGUGGCGGAGGAGUUGGAUGUCACGCUCGGUGAGGAGGUUGGGUACACCAUUCGAUUUGAUGACAUGAGCAGCGAGAGGACGCGGCUAAAGUACUUGACGGAUGGCAUGCUGCUUCGGGAGGCCAUGAGCGACCCACUGCUGCGGCGGUACAGUGUCAUCAUCCUCGACGAGGCCCAUGAGCGUACGGUCCACACAGAUGUGUUGAUUGGUGUCGUGAAGGAGUUGUUGCCGCGGCGACCGGAAUUACGCGUCGUUGUGAUGUCCGCAACGUUGGAGGAGCGGCGCUUUCAAGUGUACUUUCCGGAGGCACCCCUGGUGCACAUUGCCGGCCGUAUGUUUGGUGUGGAGGUGUACUUCUCGCGAUCGCCCGAGGCAAACUACGUGGAGGCGGCGAUACGCACGGCGACGCAGAUUCACCUGUACGAGGGUGAGGGCGAUAUUCUCAUUUUUCUCACCGGCGAGGACGAGAUUGAGCAGACGGUGGAGCGACUGCAGAAAGGGAUUUGUAUGGCGGAGCACAGCAGCGCGGACUGCCAUAAGGGGCCUGUCGUGGUUCUCCCGUUGUACUCCGCCCUCCCGCCCCAGCAGCAGCGGAAGGUCUUUCAGAAGGUCCCGCCCGGCACACGGAAGAUUGUCGUGGCAACGAACGUGGCGGAGACAUCCCUCACCAUCGACGGUGUCGUCUUUGUCGUCGACAGUGGCUUCUCCAAGCAGAAGGUGUUUAACCCAAAGUUGCGUGUCGAGUCCCUUUUGGUGACACCGAUCAGUCAAGCGAGCGCACGGCAGCGCUGCGGUCGUGCCGGUCGUACCAAGCCGGGGAAGUGUUUCCGCCUCUACACCACCAAAGCGUUUGACACACUUCUGCAGCCGCAGACGUACCCUGAAAUUCUGCGCUGUAACUUGGGUUCCGUUGUUUUGCACAUGAAGAUGAUGGGUGUGGAAGACCUGGUGAACUUUGACUUUGUGGAACCACCGGCCCCGGAAACGCUCAUGCGGGCGCUGGAGCUUUUGAAUUAUUUAGGCGCCAUUAAUGACGACGGAGACAUCACGGAAAUUGGCCGCCGGAUGGCAGAGUUUCCGUUAGAACCUGAGAUGGCGGCGAUGUUGCUACAUAGCCCCGAGUAUGGCUGUUCAGACGAUAUUGCACGUAUUUGCGCGAUGCUAUCCGUCCAAAGUCCCUUUGUGACCCCCACCAACGACCAACGAGGGCGUGCAAUGCGGUGCCGGGAGCAGUUUAGCCACCCAACAGGGGACCAUGUCGCAUUUUUGAACGCCUUUAAUGCAUUUUACGACGCCAAUAACAAAAGUGCAGCAUGGGCAUCGGAAAACUACCUCAAUCCACGUGUCAUGAGGCAGGCCGUCAGCAUUUACCGGCAGCUGCUUGGCGUUAUGCGUCGACUGGGCCGCGAUGUUUGCAGCACAUAUUCCCGUCCACCGACUCGAGCCCCGAGAGAAACUGACGUCAAGGAUGAGUUCGCAAAUGAGAUACGCCGCGCCAUUCUUCGCGGGUACUUCACCAAAGUUGCCCUCUCGCUGCCAACCAAGAAUCAAUUUAUGACGCUGAAGGACGAUGUCAAGUGUCUUCUAUUCCCUUCCACGUUUCUUAACCGCCGUCCAAAGUUCGUCGUGUUUAACGAGCUUGUACUCACCAGUAAUAAUUACAUCCGCACCGUGACGGCAGUGGCCGACGAGUGGCUGCUGGAGGCAAGCCCGGCUUAUUUUGCGCGGGAGGAGUUCGACGGGGUCAGCAGGCAGGUGUUUGAAGAGUUGCACCGCCGUCAUCAUCGUCAUGCAGAGAACCGUGGCGGGUGCAGCGAGAAGCGUCACCGUACCUUUGACGACGACGACGACUCCGAGUCAUCGUAG
Molecule: messenger RNA, 2133 nt
Organism: Trypanosoma cruzi
Lineage: Eukaryota; Euglenozoa; Kinetoplastea; Trypanosomatida; Trypanosomatidae
Product: pre-mRNA splicing factor ATP-dependent RNA helicase, putative
Exons: 1
Coding region: 1-2133 (710 amino acids)
Cellular component (GO): intracellular anatomical structure
Molecular function (GO): ATP binding; RNA binding; ATP hydrolysis activity
Source: RefSeq, a predicted model, not a curated record